AUUAAAUCGUGACUAAGCCUAGCAGUAAAGCAACAUGGCGGCGUCCAGGUACAGAAAAUUUCUUCGUCUGAUCGAAGAGUGGCCGGUAGAUUCCAGUAAAAAGGGCCGCGAUUUAGCAACGCAUAUUCGACAGCGUGUGGCCAAGGAGUUUUCCCGUGGAGAAAAUACAAAAAUUGACGAAAAAAGUUGUGACAAGAAGUAUGAAGCAUUGACGCGAAUUCAUAAAGACUUUUACAGACAGAAGUACCCGAGAAUGCACGACACAUCAGCUACAGGGUCGAGUGCUGAAGACUGCCACAGAGUUAUGGCCUCCGACACAAUUGAUGAGAUGAACGAAUUAAACAAAAGCAUCUGGACGAGGUUCAAGGAGUCACUCGGUGGCAACAAGGAAGGAUCAAGAUAACAACUACGACAGUCCCAUAAAUGUAUGGGAUGGAAAAUUCAGUUGAUAAUAUUCAUGUAUACGACCUGUCAUCACAAAAGGAAUUUAAAUUGGACUUUAAGCUCAUUUUGUGGUGAGAGGUCACGACUAUUUGAUCAAUUAAAAUGGAAGUAGGAUACAAUGCAAGACUGCUCUGAAUGCUGUGUACUGGCACAUAGAAUGAUUUUCUUUUUACAAGAGGGUUAUUUACUUGCAUGCUAGAUUUGUGAAUUUGACAACGACUGAUAAGAAGUUGAAGAAAAAAACGAUGGGGCAAGCCUAGUAAAACUUGUCCAUUAGACUGCAACAAAAUGUUAUUCAAUUGAUUCAGAAUGGCUAUUCACUGGAAGUCUUUCAUGCAUCUCGUAAACAGAGUGUGCCAGAUUUAGCCCAUUUAUUUGGUUUAAAGGGUAAUCCUACGAGAUAGCACUGCCCGGCUGUCUUAACAUGCCUACAACCAGUCAAACUGACAAGUGACAGUCACUCAGUCAGUCAGUCGGUUAGUCAUUUGCGUGGAAAGAGUACACUAGGCUGCACUUCGGGACCGGCUUUUAUUUUAAAGCUCAGGAUCUCCCUUUUGAGCGGUUUAAGCUGUGCAUGUUUUAUGGUGUAAAUCGAGGACACAUAUGUAAAGCAGUACCAUACUAAUGGGAGCUUUUGCAAAAAUAAAUAUAAGCAAAAUACAUAUAUUAACAAAAGAUCGAAGGUGAGGAACAAUAGAAAUCCUCGAUUUAUACCAUAAACAAUUAUGUAUGUUUUUGUAUGUAUAUAAAAUAAAAUGUUAUAAUAAAGUGAAUGUUAAUAACUGUAAAUUACAAUCCACUUAUGAGUUCUCAGAUUGUUUUGACUUGAAAGUGUAAUUUGCGUAAAAUGGCGCAUAAAAGGGCAAGCGUAUAUUGGCUUCAGUAGUUGAUAAACGUAAUUACAUGUAUUUCAAUCCUUGGCCAAAGUGGUCUUUGUUUUCUGUAUACAUGUAGUAUCCUACUAAACAAAAGUAUAGAACAAGAAGAAAGUAAUAUCAUUAUGUUAAUGCGUGCAUUAAUUAAAAUGUCGGCAUUGCGUUUAUCGUACCGGUACAUUAUUAAAUGAAACGUCUGCACUGCGUGUUUAGGACUUUGUGUAGUCGGACUAAAGUUGCCUGAUUUGUAAACUGAAAUAAUGCUUUACGAAAAAUAAAGUGAUGUUUAAAAUUGGCA
Molecule: messenger RNA, 1617 nt
Organism: Patiria miniata (bat star)
Lineage: Eukaryota; Metazoa; Echinodermata; Asteroidea; Valvatida; Asterinidae
Gene: uqcc2
Product: ubiquinol-cytochrome-c reductase complex assembly factor 2-like
Exons: 4
Coding region: 35-403 (122 amino acids)
Biological process (GO): mitochondrial respiratory chain complex III assembly
Cellular component (GO): mitochondrial matrix
Source: RefSeq, a predicted model, not a curated record